Molecule: messenger RNA, 1330 nt
Organism: Syzygium oleosum
Lineage: Eukaryota; Viridiplantae; Streptophyta; Magnoliopsida; Myrtales; Myrtaceae
Product: glutathione S-transferase L3-like
Exons: 9
Coding region: 97-849 (250 amino acids)
Molecular function (GO): glutathione transferase activity
Source: RefSeq, a predicted model, not a curated record
ACUCCUCGCUCUUUAGAUAGCUUCGCACUUGGACGCCAUUCUCGCUCCCGUCGAAAUCGACACCGACGCAGACAAAGACGACGCAACGCACGCGCGAUGGCUGCUCCUCCUGCCGCGGUUGAGAACUUGCCUCCUCCGUUGAGCUCCGGCGCCGAGCAACCUCCUCUUUUCGAUGGAACAACGAGGUUGUACACCUCUUACGCAUGCCCAUUUGCUCAUCGCAUCUGGAUGACGAGGAACUACAAGGGACUGCAGGACAAGAUUAAGUUGGUUCCUCUUAAUCUUCAAGACAGGCCUGCUUGGUACAAGGAGAAAGUCUACCCCAUGAAUAAGGUUCCGGCGUUGGAGCACAAUGGGAAAAUCAUUGGAGAGAGCCUAGACCUCAUGAAAUACGUGGACAGCAACUUUGAAGGGCCUUCUCUUUUCCCUGAUGAUCCUGAAAAGAGGAAGUUUGGUGAGGAACUGUGGUCUUAUGUUGAUGAAUUCGUGCAGUUAGUCUUCACUUCAUUCAAGGGAGAAGGACGGAAAGAAUGUGCCUCUGCUUUUGAUCACUUGGAGAAUGCUCUUGGCAAAUUUGAGGAUGGACCAUUCUUUCUCGGACAAUUCAGUGGGGUGGACAUUGCCUACAUCCCAUUUGUUGAAAGAUUCCAGAGUUACUUAUCUGAAGUAUGGAAAUAUGACAUCACUGUCAGCAGACCUAAACUAGCAGCAUGGAUUGAGGAAAUGAACGAGAUCGACACUUACAAGCAGACAAAGACCGAUCCAAAAGAAUUUGUCGAAUACUUCAAGAUGCGCUUCGGUGUAAUGCCUCUAACCCAGACUCAAACUAGAUGUCACGAUCCUUUCUGAACAUUGUUCUUUUCCCCUCUUGGCCCCAGCCAGUUUGUUUCUGGUCGCUAAUCAGUCUUUCCUUCAAAUGCAGGCUCAGCAGUAGAUGGAGUCCUGAACAUGGUACCCUCUGUAUGAAGGGUAUAAGGGGAGUAUAGUUGAUGUACCCCAUCUUUUGAUGUUUCUCUAAGGCUAGUUGUAUGGCGUAUCCGCUGCCUCUUUUACAGCUUGAAAUUGGUAUCGUGAUGCUACAUGAAAUUUCAUAAAUAAAAAAGUUCAUUUUCGAAUCCUUUGCGUUACGUUCUGCCUUCGUAUUAAUGUUCCUGUCGUUUUCCCCUGACUUUCCCCCUCAUGAAAGCUGCUAGACUAUCCUGAUCACGUCAGUUCUACUGAAACAAUUAUUGCCUUCUACGUGAUGUUAUAGUUCUCUUUUUUUUAGCUAUUUUAAUAAAGGGAUGUAAUUAGACUCCGCUGGGUAUAUAUAAAUCUAACUUUUUCCUUA